This is a messenger RNA of Daktulosphaira vitifoliae (grape phylloxera), 1664 nucleotides long. It is a transcript of the gene gny, whose product is annotated as dolichyl pyrophosphate Man9GlcNAc2 alpha-1,3-glucosyltransferase. Gene Ontology annotation, biological process: protein N-linked glycosylation. Bases 135 to 1649 code for a protein of 504 amino acids. NCBI's taxonomy places the organism in Eukaryota, Metazoa, Arthropoda, Insecta, Hemiptera, Phylloxeridae. Gene Ontology annotation, cellular component: endoplasmic reticulum membrane. The record is from RefSeq and is a predicted model, not a curated record. The transcript has 2 exons. Gene Ontology annotation, molecular function: dolichyl pyrophosphate Man9GlcNAc2 alpha-1,3-glucosyltransferase activity.
AACUAGUUUCUUCGAAAUUUUUAUCAUUAAAUUGUAGUGAUGACCAUUAAUGAAGAGUAUUUAAAAAACAAACUAAUAAAUAAUCUGGAUGCAUUUUAUGUGAAACGAUUUUUGUGAACAAGUUUCAUUUUUUUAUGGUUUUUGCUGUACUAAAAUUAGUCAUGAGUUACAAUCACUUGUUGAAUUUAUACCAAAAUAGAAUAUUAGACAACACCUAUGUUUUUAUGAUUGCUUUACUUUUUCGUUGGCUUGUAAGCAUACAUGGGUAUUCAGGAAAAUCAAAACCCCCCAUGUACGGUGAUUAUGAAGCUCAACGACAUUGGAUGGAAAUCACGGUGUCAUUACCAAUAAAUCAAUGGUAUUUCAACUCAUCUGACAAUGACCUGUUGUAUUGGGGCUUAGAUUAUCCACCUAUUACUGCAUAUCACAGUUAUAUUAAUGGUUUAUUAUUUAAAAAAAUUCUUCCUGAAUCUGUACUUCUAAACUCAUCAAGAGGUUUUGAGUCUGAAGCUCACAAGUUAUUAAUGAGAUGUUCUGUUCUUUUAGUCGAUAUUCUGAUAUUUAUACCUGCUGUAUACUGUUUCUUCAAUCAAUUAUUUAAAAUUAAAAAUAAUAAACAGAUUAAUAAAAUCAUGGCAGUUAUGUUGGUUUUGCUGUACCCAGGACUUAUACUUAUCGAUCAUGGCCAUUUUCAAUAUAAUUGUGUGUCUCUAGGCUUAUUUAUAGCUAGUGUAACAAGUCUUUAUGCUAAUAAAAAUAUUUUUAGUUGUGUUUUUUUCUGUAUGGCUAUUAGUUAUAAGCAGAUGGAGUUAUAUCAUGCUGUGCCUUUUUUUUUCUAUUAUAUAGGAAUAGUAGUAGAAAGUUAUAAAAAACAUAAACUUAGUGUUGCAUUAAAUAUCUUUUCUGUUUUAUGUAUUAGUGUAAUUUUAACUUUUAUGAUAACAUGGGCACCUUUUAUAACAAAUCCUAGCCAACUAUUUCAAGUAAUACAUAGAAUUUUUCCAUUAGAGCGAGGGAUUUUUGAAGAUAAAGUUUCUAAUGUGUGGUGUAUUGUAAAUAUUUUUUAUAAAUUAAAAAAUGUAAACAAACAAUUAAUAGUAAUAAUUUGUUUAUUAUCAACAUUAGUUUCUGUUUUGCCAUCAUGUUUAAAUCUUUUAAAAUAUCCUACUAAAGAUAAAUUUUUACUUUCCUUAAUUAAUUGCUCUUUUUCAUUUUUUUUGUUUUCUUUUCAAGUUCAUGAAAAAAGUAUUCUUCUUGUAGCUAUUCCAAUAUUAUUGUAUGCUCCUUAUAAUACUUUUAUAUGUACUUGGAUUGCCAUAAUAACAUCAUUUAGUAUGUUACCACUUUAUAUAAAAGAUGAUUUAAUGAUUCCAUUUAUUUCAUUAUCUAUAAUUUAUUUUAUUUUCUGCAAAAAAAUUAUUUUAUUAAAAGAAGAAAAUGUUUCAAAAUUAAGUAAGCUACGAAAUUUUUCAUUAACUGGGUGUGUAAUUUUAACAUUAAUUUGCUUAAUAAUAUCCCCUCCUAAGAAAUAUCCAUAUUUAUGGCCAUUACUUAUUUCUAUUUAUAGCUGUAUACAUUUUAUUUGUUUUUGGUUAUAUUUUAACUAUCAACAGUUAAUACUUUAUAUUCCUAAAAAAAAAUUGUACUAAUUUCUUUUUCUAUUA